UGUGUAAUAUCUACACGUUGAUUUAUGAUUUUUUACUUCAAUUUAAUUAUUUUUGUAAAGUUGAUGUCCGUCAGAUGUGCUUACCUUGUCAGUGAUGGUUGUAGAUGAGUGAUUGUGCAAGUGAAUAGGUAGACACGGUUUUGUGGAUGACAAAAAGCUUGUCAAAAGUUUUGAUUGAAUGGUUAGGUUGGAGAAGUAAGUAAUGUCGUCCAAGAAAUUUGAAAGGGAAAAGCUGCUUAAACGGAUAGCGGAAAAACGGCAACGAUUAGAAAAAUCGGGAGAUGUAGUCAUUAAGAUGCCUAAAUUAUUAUUACCGUCCGAUUACAACAUAAAAUCUCAGCCGCUGUUUUCGUUACCUCCUGAGCUCAUGAGGCCCAUUUUGGCAUCUGGUUAUCCUGGAUACAGAAGAAGUUUGGCACAGGCCAAAAAGAAAGCUGCUGAAAGGGAAUUACGCAUGCAGUCGUAUACUGCGUUACGGAAACAGAGGGAAGAGUUUCGGAAGAGAUUGGUAGAUCUAAUUGUUAAAAAAGAUGAUAGUAUGGAUAUUGGUCCAGAUGAAAUUCCUACAGCUGGUGAAAAAGAAAUAUUGAGAUAUUAUUAUUAUAUACGCCAUGGGGUGGACACUGUGCAUGUCGCUCCCCUGGACCCAAAGCUUUUGGAUACGGUUUUAGAUUUAAUACCUCCCAAGUUAAAGAAAUGGCGUGAACUAUUGAAGCAGAACGUGAACGAUGUAAAGGAAGAUUACAUGCUGGCAAUGAAAAAAUCAAUUGUGGAUUUCCUUUUGCGCGACCCAAGCUUUUGCGAGUCGAUCGUGGCAGAUUUCGAGUCGUCCGCACGAAUGGAAGUGCAACACGAAGGUCCAACGUGGGGACCUAAUCGAAGAAAGGCCAAAACGGUUUUAGAAAGAUGCCUAUUUAUAGUUAACCCCUGCUCCACUCAACUACUGGACCUUUGGUACACUCAGUUCAGAAACUUUCGGUUGAUCGACGUGGAUGCUUUGCGUAAACGCGAAGGGCCGUUCAACUUGGCGGACUUCCAAUGGAUAGUUGCGAAACAGAUCGAAGGUUUUAAGGGCGUGCUAAUAAAUUCGUAUUACAAGCAAGUUUACGAUAUAUUUUCGUUGGGAGCUAAAAGAAAUAAAUUACCUAAAGCCGCAUUUCCAAGGCGACUUAAGAAAUUUUAUAACAGCUGUGCCACAUACAUGACUUAUAAUUUGCAAACCCUGUGCUUGAAGUCGUUGUACGAUUACAUGGAUUACAUUACGGAUAUCAAAUUUAAAAAUAAGGGCUUCGAUAUCAAUUUGGUAGAAAAAGGAGGCACGAUUAUGUUUGAACCCCCCUUUAAAAACUUUAAGGACGUACUUAUAAAAGUAAUAGACGCAAUACUAGCAGCCGUAACGAUACUACCCAGGCUGGAAUCAAAGCUAGAUCCAAACUUUCAGGGUGAAAUUCAAUAUAUAAGGCCGGUAAUUCCUGCGGAGACAGUGGAAAACUAUAAAAGGGAAUUGAAUUGCCUGUUAGAUGAUCAACGCAUCGGCCCGGAGCUUAGAGUUCAAGAUUUUGAUGAAUACAUGCCUUUAAUUAAUGGAGAGGCAUUGGAAAAUCUAAAUAAAUUUCUAUCAGAAGAGCAUACUUUUGAUGAAUACGUCGAAAUGAUAAUACUAUACAAGGAGAUGUCAGAAAAUAUUCCGUUGGUCAAGGAGCACGUAAUAACUAUGGGGAUGUACUAUAUUCACAGACCUGAGUUAAUAAAAGCAUUGGUGAUGCUGGCUGAAUCUCUCAAAGAUCGACUAUUGACACGAAUGACGAACGAUUAUCAAACUUUAUGCAAAGGUUUAGAGUAUCCGAGACAUCUUUGUAUCCAAUAUUUUAUGGACAUUUAUUUACAGUUGAAUUCGCGUUCGGCUCGCUCCAUUGUAGUAGAUGAGGCGGAUCGAUCACGACCCGGAUUAGCGGUCUUCCCUCGAGUCAGAAUAAUGAAUUUACUGUAUUACGACCGCUUUAAAUACUUAAUGCCUGCUAUAAUACACUCUUAUCGAUUCGCGACGUGCGCGUCCGAAAAGCGUCCUUUUACGACUUGUACAAUGAAAAAAGUGCGUGCAACGCUGAGGAGCGGCGGCGGCGGCGGCAUCCUGCAAGUUAUCUAA
Molecule: messenger RNA, 2146 nt
Organism: Photinus pyralis (common eastern firefly)
Lineage: Eukaryota; Metazoa; Arthropoda; Insecta; Coleoptera; Lampyridae
Product: dynein heavy chain 7, axonemal-like
Exons: 7
Coding region: 203-2146 (647 amino acids)
Source: RefSeq, a predicted model, not a curated record